AUGCAACUGCCCCCAAAAUGUAAACAGGUCGAAACCCACCACGAAGCUGUUCAAUACGGACAGUAUUUCAAAGAAGAAGACUGGAGCGCCUACUCAAAGAACAAUUCCAUGAUCAUGACUUCCAUGAUGUUGUAUUUGAGUCGAAGCUCUGCAGUUGAUGAAGAGGUUGAAGAAUAUUCUCAUACGCAGGUUAGAAACUUGGCAGUGACCUAA
Oikopleura dioica is the source of this 213-nucleotide messenger RNA. The record is from the annotation of a GenBank genome assembly. NCBI's taxonomy places the organism in Eukaryota, Metazoa, Chordata, Appendicularia, Copelata, Oikopleuridae.